Molecule: messenger RNA, 1921 nt
Organism: Alternaria rosae
Lineage: Eukaryota; Fungi; Ascomycota; Dothideomycetes; Pleosporales; Pleosporaceae
Product: acyltransferase family-domain-containing protein
Exons: 1
Coding region: 228-1730 (500 amino acids)
Biological process (GO): polysaccharide biosynthetic process
Cellular component (GO): membrane
Molecular function (GO): acyltransferase activity, transferring groups other than amino-acyl groups
Source: RefSeq, a predicted model, not a curated record
CUGGACGAUCGCUUUAUUAAACUUACCGUUGAGAACCACACAUGCUGCCUCGGUUGAGGUAAGCUAAAGGCAUAGCUCCCGUCAGAAAGCUACGCGCUCUCUAGCCUUGCGCGACACCCGCACCAUUCGCUCCUGUAACAAGCGUUUGCGGGAUUCUUAGAUAUUGAUCUUUGCAUUCGAAUCAAACCACAGUCGACAUCACUUCUGCUACCGCUUCGGAUUCAGUUAUGCCAGCCACACACCAGGGCUUGCUCGACAAAGGCUGCCUUGAAGAGGUCAAACUCUCGCCGACAAUAUGGAAACCAGUACGAACAACAAAAUUGAGUCUCAACGCAGUGCGUCCUGAGUUUUUGAGCUUACGCUCAAUCACGAAGAGCAAGCCUGCCAGACCAACAGCAUGGCUGGACGGCCUGAGGGGUUUUGCGGCGUUUUUGGUGUACCUGCACCAUAAUCAACUCUGGGCUCAUGGCGGCAAGGGCAAUCAAGCAUUCGAAACCUCAUUUGGCUACGAUGGAAAAUACUAUUCAGCAGCGUUUCCAUUCUUUCGACUCAUAUUCUCUGGUGGUCACUUCGCAGUGGCUAUCUUUUUCGUCAUCUCAGGAUAUGUCCUUUCGCUCAAAAGCCUACAACAAAUUCAUGGGGGUCAGAUCUCAAGUGCGUCAAACACCGUCGGCUCCGCUCUCUUCCGCCGCUGGCUUCGACUAUAUCUUCCCAUUAUCGUCGUCACCUUUGCGUGGAUGUCGUUCCGCCAUUGGAGUGGAAUCGCGCUCGAUAUGCGCGAUACGGAAUCUACGUUUCAAGACGAUGUUGUCACCUGGUAUCGAACAUUCAAGAACUACAGCUUCGUCUUCUCGACAAACAUCUACGAAUUUACGGAGCCAUACCACCCGCAUACCUGGUCAAUACCGAUCGAAUUCAAAGGAUCCAUCAUUGUCUACACAGCGCUCUCCGCUCUUUCCCGAUGCACACGCAAUGCUCGCCUCACGUGCCAGGUGGCUUUGGCCAUCUACUUCCUUUAUGUGGUAGAUGGCUUCUACGGAGCAUUAUUCAUAUCUGGAAUGUUGCUCUGCGACCUUGACCUGCUGACCGAGCAAGACCAGCUUCCACAAUUUCUCAGUGCGCUGGCUGGGUUCAAGGAGCUCAUCUUCUUCCACUUAUUCAUCGCCGCACUUUACCUCGGCGGUGUACCAGCAUUCGAUGCACCCGAUAUCGAUCGCACAGUACUCAUCUCGAAGUCUCCUGGAUGGAUCUGGCUGUCGCAUCUCAAGCCUCAAGCUGUCUUCGACGCCAAAUGGUUCUACCUCUUCUGGGCUGCAUUCCUUGCCGUGGCGUCGAUUCCACGACUGCCAUGGCUGAAGCGCUUCUUCGAAACCGGGUUUUGCCAGUACCUCGCGCGCAUCUCAUUCGCGCUGUACCUAGUUCAUGGUCUAGUCAUCUGGACCAUAGGAGACCGAAUUUAUGCCGCGGUUGGGCUUUCAAGACCAUUCCACCAGAACGGUCUUCCAGGAUGGGUCGACAAGUUCCCGCUUCCCAAGGGGGGACCUAUGGGGCUCGAGCCUGCAUUUUGGCUAUCGCAGCUUAUUAUCCUUCCCAUUACGCUUUAUGCAGCCGAGGUUGUCACGAAACUAGUGGAUGAGCCCAGCGUCAAGUUGGCAAAUUGGCUUUACAGAUGCACCAUCCAGCCACAAGUUUCUCCUCCAAAACACCAGCGCAGUUACUCUGUACGUUAGAAGAAAUUGAGUCAGUCCUCCUCCACAAUUCUUCAUUUGUGUCAUCGCAAUGCGCUGGCCGACUAUGGACUCCUUUAGACACUUUUGGCUCGGCUUCAUGUGAUGUUGACACGCCAGGGGCAACCCGUCACGGCGCUACUGCAGGUGCUAAACGGGUAAGAUGCAUUAUCAUGUCGGUGCAAAUGUUUAUU